Messenger RNA from Fonsecaea multimorphosa CBS 102226, 1662 nucleotides. RefSeq lists its product as uncharacterized. The record is from RefSeq and is a predicted model, not a curated record. Gene Ontology annotation, molecular function: transmembrane transporter activity. The coding region runs from base 1 to 1662 and encodes 553 amino acids. The transcript has 4 exons. Lineage: Eukaryota; Fungi; Ascomycota; Eurotiomycetes; Chaetothyriales; Herpotrichiellaceae. Gene Ontology annotation, biological process: transmembrane transport.
AUGGCUUCUGUGGGGACGACGCCAAACGACAACGAAGGUCUCGAGCUUCAGCACCCGACGACCACUGCGGAUGAGGGCCAGCACACCACAGACCCGCCUCUACAGCAGCAGCGGGACCAUGACUAUCCCACGGGGCUGCGGUUUGUCCUUUUGACCAUUGGACUGGUGUUUACUAUUUUCCUGUCGGCCCUGGACACGUCGAUCAUCUCGACCGCCAUCCCCAGGAUCACGGAUCAGUUCGGCACAGUCAAGGACGUGGGCUGGUACGGGUCGGCUUACACCAUCACCAACGCGGCUUUUCAAUCAACCUGGGGCAAAGCUUACAAGUACUUCCCGUUCAAAUGGACCUUCUUGCUCACCGUCUUCAUCUUCGAGCUGGGCAAUGUGAUAUGUGCCGUGGCUCCCGACAGCUCAGUCUUGAUCUUGGGCAGAGUCAUUGCCGGAAUGGGCGGUGGAGGAGCCAUGGCAGGAGCAUUCAUCAUUAUCGCCUUCAGUGCAAAACCACAGUACAGAGCCGCGUACAUGGGAGUACUAGGGGUAACGUUUGGGUGCGCGAGUGUGGUUGGGCCUCUACUGGGCGGUGUCUUCACCGACGGACCUGGCUGGAGAUGGUGCUUCUGGAUAAGUUUGCCCGUCGGGGCUUUGGCUGCGGCUACCACGGCGCUCACCGUCAAGGUGCCGUCGGUGCCUGAGGCCAUACAGGUGCCCCUGAAGGAGAAGCUGAUCUCGCUAGAUCUCACUGGCAGCCUGCUUGUCUUGGGUUCGAUGGUUUGCCUCGUGCUCGCACUGGACACAGGAGGAAUCUCAUCACCGUGGAGCAGCUGGCAUGUCAUCACCAGCUUGGCAGGAUUUGUGGCUCUGCUUGUUGUUUUCAGCAUCAAUGAGUGGCAGAUGGGCAGUCGAGCCAUGAUCCAGACCCAUCUGUUGAAGAAACGGUCAAUUGUUGUCAGCCUGGGUUUUCAGUUUUUGAUUGCCGGCCUAUUCUUUCCGCUGUCGUUCGCCCUGCCUAUCCAGUUCCAGUCUGUCGGCAAUGCAUCCGCAUCAGAAAGUGGGCUUCGACUGAUCCCUCUGAUCCUGGCCGUCUCUGCGUGUACCUUCGUGGCCAACGGGCUACUGACCUUCUGGCGGCACUACACGCCUUUCCUCGUGAUAGGCGCCGUCGCGGGAACUCUCGGGGUGGUCAUGGUUCACACGCUGGACGCCAACGCUGGUCUCGGGUCGUGGAUAGGCUUCGAGAUCCUGACGGGUAUGGGCGUGGGUCUUGCAUUGCAGGUGCCUAUGAUCAUGAAUCAGGCGGCGGUGGGAGUCGAGGAUAUGGCAGCCGUGACCUCGUUGACGCUGUUCUGCGAGAACGUGGGAGCCUCGAUCUUCAUCGCCGCAACCGAAGCUGCCUUCACCAACGGACUAGUCUCGGCAUUAGGGCACAAUGUGCCCCAGGUGAACCCUGAGACGGUGGUCAAUACGGGAGCCACCGAAAUCCGGCGACUGUUUGGCAAGAAGCAUCUCCAGGGGAUCCUGAUGUCGUACCUACAAGGCUGCAAGGACAGUCACCUGGUGCCGAUGGCGUGUGGAUCAGCUGCCACGCUGUUGUCGAUAGUGGUUGCGGUGCCGUCGGUGAGCCAGUCAUGGGAGAAGUGGAAGCACAAAGCGCAUUCUCGGUAG